This is a messenger RNA of Chara braunii, 1929 nucleotides long. NCBI's taxonomy places the organism in Eukaryota, Viridiplantae, Streptophyta, Charophyceae, Charales, Characeae. The record is from the annotation of a GenBank genome assembly.
GCAGCUGAAUUGAGGUCAAGGUGCUCGGGAUUUGUUUGCUCACAUUGAAGCUGCUGUUAUGGUGGCCUUCAUCAUGGUGUCGUGCAUCGAGCUCCUGCCAGUUGCUGCCCAGAGGAGGCUCAAGGUUGACUUGAAGAACAGAGAGCUCUGUCAGCAGGCAGUGUCUCCUGAGCUAUGUGCUAUGAACAGCUAUAAUAACGACCAUUGUGGUUUUCCUUUUGGGCUUUUGAGAGAUGGUGAUGAUGACAUUAUUGCAAGGACAGGGUGGAGACCAAGCUGUGUAUGAAGUGAUUUGCCUGACGUUUGAGGGUUUUGAUUGUGGAUGCUGCAGGAGAAAGCAUCAAAGAAGGUUUUGGUGGUGUGGCAAUCCGACAAUCCUAUUGGUAGAAGUGUACUGCUGUAGUUUGCUGCUGCCACCUACUCUCUCCCUUGGGUAAAGUCUUGCUGCGGACAAUAUAGGUGCUGCAGGUUCACCGUUAUGAAAGCACUCCCAUGCCAUACUCCGAUGCCGGAUCCGAAUACGAGUAUUUACCCUAGGUGUGGCGGUGGCCAGGGUGGCGUUCCAGUGGUGGGAGUGGCAGUGGGCAGGUUAGACUCCAGUAGUGGGUGCGGAAGGCAAUGUGGACAAUGUUGUGCUUGUGAACUUGCAGGAAAUCAUCCUGUGAUAUCUCUGGUCAUGCAUUGUUUUUCGAUAGUUGAAGUCGUGCACUGGUUAUUGCUAGUGAAGUUUGUGGGUGAGGGGAGGGGAGAGGAGUUUGUGUGGACACGAGAGUUUACCGAGCGGGGGAGGACUCGUCCGGUGAUAGUCAUAUUGCUGUCUAUCAAGGCGUAACAGGGAUGUGUUUUCUGGGUGCUGAGGAUGGCUGCUAAACUGCAGCUGACCUGUCUUGAUGUCAAGGGGAACAGGAUCCGAGUUCGCUUAUGGGAGGCGCUGUCUCUGGGUUUGACGUCCUUUCCAGUGCUGGUAUGCUGUGGCUGCCGACCUGUAGCUAACCCGUCGUGGCUGCCGAACUGCAGCUAACAUGCUUGAAGGUGGAUCUGGCUGAGAAGCACACGCAUGGAAGGAACACUGGCCAUGUAUCCCAGUUUUCAGUGCUGGUAUACGUUUUGGUAGGGUGCAUUGAUUUCAGCUUGAAGAAUGUUCGGAGCCUGGAGGAGGAGGAGAUGUUAAUGGAGCAUUGUAGGGUGUGCUUCACUGAGAGUAAGAAGGUGACGACAAUAGGGGUGACACACCGGGCAUGAUGGGGAUGUGGAUCACCAGCUCGGUGGGAAAGUAAAUGAUCGUGCACCCUUCAAAUGAUGGUAUUGUGGGUCUUGGUAAUCGGACAGCAGCCUUGAAGGGAGCAGUCCUACAUGUUUAGAGUUCUGUUAAGAAUUAGACUUCCCAGAAAGGAACACGGGAAUGGGAUUUGAAAUUCGGGAGGUUUGCUUUCCGUAGGUUGUGUGUUUCUUCGGAUGAAUGAUGGGAGUUAUAUUGUGUUCUCACAUGAGCUGGUGCACUGGAUGGACAGUUGUGUUUCUUCAUAUGAAUGAUGGGGCGGGGGGGUGAGGAGUACUAGGGAGGAGAGUGUCUAGGGGUAUCGGGAUUUCCAUGUGGAAGUGAGCAGUAUGAAUGAUUCAGGUGAAAGCCUACAAAUCAAAUCUGCAUUAGUCCUCCCUUCUUCUGUGGUGAGAUGUCCUCGAUCAAUUGAGAAACUCCAUUGAUUUGGUAGGAAAGGUAGAGAAGAGGAAGAAGGGCCAAUGAAGGGCGGCUAGGAGUGCCGUGUGGCAGCACUUUGUGAGUGGCAGUCUUUGGGCUUUUGGUGGCCUAUCUACCACCUGACCAUGCUCUCUGACAGGGCAGCAUUGUUUUUGCGAGAGUAUUUUAUGGUGUGUGUGUGCACGGAGGAUGUGUGACAGCUAUGAGAGCCUAUAUUCAGAGCUUUGUAA